Molecule: messenger RNA, 384 nt
Organism: Cetraspora pellucida
Lineage: Eukaryota; Fungi; Glomeromycota; Glomeromycetes; Diversisporales; Gigasporaceae
Source: the annotation of a GenBank genome assembly
AUGAGUAAAGAAUCAGAUUGGAUGAAAGAAAAAAUUGAAGAAGAAACUGAGAAAGAAACUGAAGAAGAAACUAAAGAAGAGACAGAGAAAGAAACAAAUAAUAGCAUUAAUAGACCAAAUAUUACUAAUAUUAUUAAUUUGGUCAAAAAUACAAUUUAUAAUACUCUCUGUAAUUAUUUUAAUUCUCUAUCAAAUUCAGUCUUAUUUGUGAGUAUUUUAGACCCUAGAGAACUUUUAAAUAAUAGCCAAGAGUCUAGCAAUAAAAAUAGAUAUCAUUUUAAAGGGCAUAAAGAAAAACCAAAUAACAAUUUUAAAUUACAUCUGUUUAAAAAAAACAAAAAGAUUAAUGAGAAUGAAGUUGAUAUUAUCUUGACAGAUUUCUGA